Aspergillus glaucus CBS 516.65 is the source of this 603-nucleotide messenger RNA. RefSeq names its product type II myosin. The transcript has a single exon. Gene Ontology annotation, cellular component: myosin complex. Bases 50 to 520 code for a protein of 156 amino acids. Gene Ontology annotation, molecular function: ATP binding; cytoskeletal motor activity. NCBI's taxonomy places the organism in Eukaryota, Fungi, Ascomycota, Eurotiomycetes, Eurotiales, Aspergillaceae. The record is from RefSeq and is a predicted model, not a curated record.
GAUCCGAGCUUAUUCCUAGAUGAUGCGCCAUUGAAGCCUCUAAACAAUUAUGUUUCCUUCUCAGUUAAACUCGCCAAAGCGUGCCAAUCCAUUUGGUCGCACCUCUCCAACUCCAUCGCCUGGAGGCCAGAAUGGUUCCGCACGGCCAAGGUCGGCGAUUUUAACAUCACCAAGCAGAAUCGAUGGGUCCAAGGGCCAUUAUCGAAACUCUGCAUCCAUUACUCAACUCACACCGACUGCCCUUUCACCGCACGGGAACCGAGACAGAUCGAAUUCUCUGCGGAAUCAUGCGACUACCGGAACGUUUGCACCCGAAUUUAUCAAGUCGGAGGAAUUGCGACGCGGAGCAGAUCAGAUCCGGGGUUUGGAGGGCGAGAAUGACUUUUCGGGUAACAAGUACGUGUGGCUACGGGAUCCUGAAAAGGCAUUCGUGCGCGGGUUGGUGUUAGAAGAGGGACAAGAUGGGCGGCUGUUGGUCCAGCCGGAUUAUGGCGAGGUACGACGUACAACAGCUCGAUGAGGCUUCCUUUGACUGACCCUUUUUUCUUCUUUUUUUUUUAAUAGCCACGGGAAGUGGACUCCCACCAGGUCGACAAGGUCAAU